Molecule: messenger RNA, 186 nt
Organism: Postia placenta MAD-698-R-SB12
Lineage: Eukaryota; Fungi; Basidiomycota; Agaricomycetes; Polyporales; Adustoporiaceae
Exons: 1
Coding region: 1-186 (61 amino acids)
Source: RefSeq, a predicted model, not a curated record
AUGCGCGACCGCGUUCGUGACGUCCCCGCGCCCUCUCGCAUGUCUCUCACGCACCCGCGCUCUGUUCUAGGGGAGGCCGCUGCCCGCCAGUCUCGACGCUCUCAUGGCGCGCUCUCGCGCGGUACACCUUUGCACGCUCACUCGGGCACAAGCACCUCACGCGUCUCUCAUCCAGUCACUUCUUAG